AUGAUGAAUUUUCUUAUGUUUCUUAAUGUUUGUUUGCUUUUUAUAAUAAACGGGUUGAGUAGUGAUGGUUAUCGCAUUUUGGCAGUUUUUCCAUUUAAUUCAAAGAGUCAUAAUAAUAUGUUUGAGGGUGUGACAAAAACAUUAGCGAGGAAUGGUCAUAAAGUUGACGUUGUCUCACAUUUUAAAUUGAAAAAUCCGCCGAAAAAUUAUCGAACAAUCAUUAAUUUAGAAGGUACAAGGGGAAAUUUAGUGAAUAAUUUUACAAUUGAAUUUGCUAAUCAUAUACAAAAGUCGACAGUAUUGACAAUUUCCGAAAUGUAUGGAAAUGAACUUUGUGAAUUAAUGGGCCUUCCUGAGAUGCAGAAAUUGAUUAAAAAUCCUCCACACGAUCCGCCCUAUGAUCUUCUAAUUACUGAGGUUUGAAAUAAUAUAUUGCUUCUUCUUAUUUUGUGCUUAGCGUGAUCACAGGACUCGAACCAGUGAAAGUAUUUAAAAAUACGGACUUUAUGCACCAAAAAUGAAAAAUUGAAC
This is a messenger RNA of Leptopilina heterotoma, 531 nucleotides long. Its product is annotated as UDP-glucosyltransferase 2-like. The record is from RefSeq and is a predicted model, not a curated record. The transcript has a single exon. The coding region runs from base 1 to 423 and encodes 140 amino acids. Lineage: Eukaryota; Metazoa; Arthropoda; Insecta; Hymenoptera; Figitidae.